Messenger RNA from Closterium sp. Naga37s-1, 5043 nucleotides. The record is from the annotation of a GenBank genome assembly. NCBI's taxonomy places the organism in Eukaryota, Viridiplantae, Streptophyta, Zygnematophyceae, Desmidiales, Closteriaceae.
AUGGGCUACCUCGUCUCUCCCAUCUCUCCAACCACCUCCUCCGCCUCCCAACUCGACCUUAUAACGAAGGGCGCUGAGAGCGACUCGCUCUCCCCUCCUUUUGCUGGCAUUCGCCGUAGUCACAGCAUCAGCGAGACGAGCAAGUCGGAACUGCAUCCUUUCCCCUGCCCGCAGUCACAUGGCUCUGGCUUGGGGUUAGGGGACUGGAAGCAGCAACUGGCGCGGGCUGCUGAGCUGGACGUACGAGUGGGGCGGUUCUAUUGGUCGGAUCUGGUGGCCCUGUACCGCACAGAAGUGGGAGGGGAAGGUAGUUCUGCUGUCGCAGGGGGAGGAGGAGGGGGAGGCGGGGGAGGAGGAGAGGGGUUCUCUGACGCACCUGUGAUGGAAAAGAGCGGUAGUGUGGAGGUGACCGUCAACUCUGGCGGAAUUGUGUACUUUGCACUGUUCCAACAGAAGAUGCACGAUGCUGGACCCAAACGGGGUGAUUUUGAGCACAAAGAAACAGAGGAGGAAGGCAGGAAUAGGGCGAUUGAGGAAAAGCUGGGGGUGCAAAUUCCGCCUGAAGACACACUCCAAAGCAAAGAUAACAGGGGAGUGGAAAGGAAGGAAUGGUUAGGAGGUGAAGGACAAGGGGUAGAACACCAGCCACAACUGGCAGCAGCGUGCAUCAAAUUCGCCGGGUCGCGCAUCGUGGUGCAGUCAGAGCGAUUCGGAGCAGAGCUGGCCAUGCACUUGGGUAUAGCCACGCCCCAGGUGGAGCAGCUGCCGGUGGGGCAGGAGGUGGGGCAGGUGCGUGUGAAUGAAGGGGCACCAGAGCAGCUGGCAGUAGGGCAGGAGGUGGAGCAGGUGCGUGUGGGGCAGGAGGUGGUGGUGAUAGAUUCGUCCAUCUGCCGGCGCGUGCCGCCCGGGCUGGCAGAGCAGGACAGGGAGGCCAUUCCUCGCCUCGUGCAGCUGUUGCUGCAUGACCCUCACUUCGCCGCCCACACACUCUUCCACGCCUCCUUUGGCGCGCUGGGCGAGUUAGAUAAGCAGAGCGAGCAGGACAAGUUGCGUGAGCAGGGCGAGCAGCAUAAGCAGGGCGAGCGGGGCGUGCAGGACAAGCUGCGCAGCCUGGGCGCCACUGUGCUCCCGCCAGCAGCAGCUAAUGACGGUGGUUUCCUGCCAGGAUCAUCAUCAUCAUCGUCAUCAUGCUCGUUUUCAUCCUCGCUAGAGUCAUCCUCGUUUGGCUCGUCUUGCUCCUCCUUCCCGUCCUCCUCGUCGGGUGCUGCUGGAACAGGUGUUUCUGCAACAGAUGAUCCUGGAACUGGUGCCACUGCUGGUGCUCCUGCUACAGAAACACGUGCGUUCCAGCAGGGGUUCCGGGAGGCGAUGGAGGAGAUGGGGCGCGUGCAGCGCACGCUGGCAGCGCUUCACUCUCGCCUGGACGACAUGCUGCGCGCCUUCCUCGCGUUUGUCACCUCCGUGCCCUCACUUGAUGGGCCAGGGGAGGGCGGACGAGGCGGGGAGAGUGGGCGAGGCAGGGAGAGCGGGGAGAGUGGGCGAUUUGGGGAGCGAAGUCGAGAGUUUGGGGUGGGUGGGGGAGGCCGGGAGAGUGGAGAGAGUGGGGGGCGAAUGGGGUAUGGCAGCAGGAGGAGAGACAGUGACAGUGGGAAGCAGGAGAUGGUGGUGGGAGGAGAGGGAAGCGUGGGAGAGUGCAAAUGGAGAGGAGGGGAGGGAGGAGGAGGGAUGGGAGGAGGAGGGGUGGGAGGAGGAGGGGGGGCACUGGUUGAUAUAAACACAACGACCCCGUUUCCUUUCCGAAAGGGGUCGCACAUUCUCUCACCUUCGUCUGUCCAGAGGCCAGGAGUCAACAACAAAGGGUGCAAUGGCAAUGGUCGUGGUGGCGGCAGUGGGAUUGGUGAUUGCAGCAACAGCAGGAUAGGCGAUGGAGCUGGUCCUGACUUCAAUUGUGCCGGUGACAGCUGUGACAGGCGGUUAGGACCUGCUGUGAGACGAUCCUCACCGUCCAUCUCGUGCCGCACUGAACACAUGCCUGCGAGUAGAUUGGACUUUGGGAGUGUUGGUGGGGAGAGGGAGAGCGACAGCAAGAGGGAUGGUAGCAGUGGUGCUAGUGGUGGUGAUGGUGUUGGGGGUUCUGGCAGUGGUGCUUGUGGUUAUGGUGAUGGUGGUGGCGGUACUGUCAGUGGUGUCAGCUGUGGCACUAGUGAGGGUGGUGCUGCCAGAGAGCUAGAGAUUUCAAUUACAGUGCAAGAGAUUCCAGAUAAUGCUGACAUGACAUCUGCAGGCCAGGACACUGAACAGUUCCCUCCACCUCCUCUCUUCCCUUCCGCUGCCUCGUCCUCUCAUCCUCCCCCUUCUGUUCUGUCGCCUGUUCCUGAAGCAGAAGACCCCAUCUCCCCUGACUCCGCUCCUCCUUCUGCCACCACUGCUGUAGCCAGAACCACGUCAUCACCAUCCCCUUCCACGUCAUCAGCAUCCCUUCCCACGUCAUCACUCUCCCGCAACGAUUCAGCCAGCAGGACCCUACAUCUGCCCUCCCUCCGCCCCCCUGUCAUCUCAGCAGCAGAAGAUACCAUGGAGGAGCCUUUCAAUGCACCUGCCCCAGAUCUACCUUCCCCAGUAACACCCUCCCCUCGCACAGCCGGCUCACAUAGUACCGCCCUGUGGUCGCCCCACACCCCCAGGGACUUCGAAUCUUCCCUCGACUCCUCCCCCCAGGCGGCCCCCCUUUCCCCUCGAGCACCCCCCUCUGCUGAAACCUCUCCCUGUAAGGGCGAGGAGUCGUACUCACAGCAUGUGAUGAGGCGGAUAUCACCUCCCCCAGUCAUGCCUCCCUCUGCUGCUGGGCCUGCGUACGGCUACGCCUCUCGCACUGACUGCUCUCCAACUGAUGCUGAUGCUGCUGAUGCUGAUGCUGGUGCUGGUGCUGAUACUGAUGCUGAUUCGGCUGCUGAGGGCAAUGGUGGUGGUGAUGGCGGUGGUGGUGGUGGCAAUAGUGGUGUUGGUGGCAGUGUCAGUGCCGGUGGUCGUCGUACUGUUCUUUCCCGUCGGCCCCGUGCCCCUCCCCCUUCCCCUGCUCUCUCUGCCCCCGCCUCCCCGGCCCCUCCCUGCUCUCCCGCUCCUCCCCGCUCCCCUAUCCCUCCUCGCUCUCCAAUCCCCCCUCGCUCCCCUGCUCCUCCCCGCUCCCCCAUCCCCCCCCGCUCGCCUGCUCCCCCACGUUCCCCUGGCCCAUACCGCCGAUCAUCUGCUGGUGCUGCCCUCUCGCCCCACCUCGUGCGCUCCCCUGCUCGCUUUGCUCCCCGAUCUCCUUCUCUCACUAGCGCCCGCUCGCCCUUCCUUAGUAGAAUCUGUGAGAAGACCGCAGCAACCGACGAGGCAGACCGACAAGCAGCAGCAGCGGCAUCUGCAGCUGGAGAAGCAGCUGGGGAACCUGCUGGGAAGGCCACAGCUGAAGCAUCGACACAAGGAGAUGCAAGCUCUUCAGAAGCAGGUCCUCCUGCUGCUGCUGCCGCUGGUGCUGCUGUGGUUCCUGUUGUUACCACUGCUCCCACUAGCGCUGCUGUUUGCGCUGCCAGCUCGCCACCCACCCGUGCCACCUCCCCCAUGUCUCUCUCCUCCGCCUUCUCCUCCCCUCCCUCCACCCGCCCCUCGCCCAUUACCCGCCCUACCCACCAUCGGCAGAAGCAACCGCACCUUCUUCUUACCACCACCACCACCACUGCCACUAACAAUGCCACUGACACCGCCACCACUAGCGCCACCACUACCACUCUUGCUGAUCCCGCACCUGUUCCUUCCACUGAUAUUGCCACUGAUACUGCCACUGGUACUGCUCGUGACACUAGCACCAGCAGCAUGCACACUCCCCCAGCCAACCGCACCCGUCUCCUCGCUCGCAGUCCCACCUCUCGCCCCACCCACAAAUCCUCCUCCCUCAAAACCCCCUCCACUUUCCAAACCCCUUCCCACAAAACCCCAUCCCACAAAACCCCGUCCUCCCACAAAACCCCCUCCAACCCGCGUCACGCACCCGCCUCCAUCAGCAAAUCCGCAGCCAAAGCCGCUGCGUGGAGGGCGUCUCUGGGUGGUUUACCCUCCCGGCUGAGCAUGAAGAUCCGCGGGGUGAGGAAGUCAGCACAGGGGGACGAGGAGCUGAGGGAGCAGGUGCAGCGGUGGGAUGGGAUGAUGCGGGAGGAGGCGGGGCGGAUAUGCAAGGCGGCUGCAGUGCCGUUUGUGACAGGGUUCAUGGAGGCGAGUGGAGGGGGCGGGCUUGUAUGCUCGGCUGCGGUGCCGUUUGUGACGGGGUUCAUGGAGGCGAGUGGCGGGGGCGGUGCACACAGCCUGGUGGAUGCUUAUGAGCUCAAGGUGCGCCUACACCACCUGCUGGAGCGGUGGGGGCUGGUGCAGGACUCGAUGGCGACUGAGCGCCCCUCGCUGGUCCUCCCUCACCUUUACCUGGGGUCCGCCAUUGCUGCCCGCUCCUUCCCUCUGCUGCACCACCUGGGCGUGCGGCACGUUGUGACACUCUGCCCCACGGACCUGUUAGACCCUGAUGCGGAACAGUCCCCCCUCUUCAACUACCUCGUGCUGCCGAUGCGCGACUCAGACCGGGAGGAUUUGAGCAAGUACAUUGACACAACGAGCAGCUUCCUGGAAGCUGCCAUCAGCAAGGGCGAGGGGGUGCUGGUGCACUGCUAUGAGGGCCGCAGCCGAUCCGUGUCAAUCGUGCUCGCUUACCUCAUGACUAAGAGGCGCAUGCCCGUGGCGCCGCAUGGGUGGCGCAUGCCCCUGGCGGAGGCAUGGGUGGUGCUGCACUCCGCCCACCCCCACCCUGCCCCCAACAUCGCCUUCCUCUGCCAGCUCGCGCAUGCCCCUGGCGGAGGCAUGGGUGGUGCUGCACUCCGCCCACCCCCAUGCCGCCCCCAACACCGCCUUCCUCCGCCAGCUCCCCUGCCUCUGCUCCUGCAGCAACUGCACCCUCCUCCUCCACUUCUGUCUCCCCCACGCCUCUCGCUCUGCCCUGAUGUCCGAGGGGGCGAGUGA